Molecule: messenger RNA, 1618 nt
Organism: Tinamus guttatus (white-throated tinamou)
Lineage: Eukaryota; Metazoa; Chordata; Aves; Tinamiformes; Tinamidae
Source: RefSeq, a predicted model, not a curated record
AACGAUGGCCUCGGAGGAGCAGGUCUGGCCAGUCCCCAUGAAGGCAAUUGGAGCCCAAAAUCUCCUGACGAUGCCUGGAGGAGUGACCAAAGCAGGGUACCUGCACAAGAAAGGAGGCACCCAGCUGCAGAUCUUGAAGUGGCCUCUGAGAUUUGUGAUUAUUCAUGAGGGGUGUAUUUACUACUUUAAGAGCAGCACAUCUGCAUCUCCACAGGGUGCAUUUUCCUUAAAUGGUUAUAACAGGGUUAUGCGCGCCGCUGAAGAGACGACGUCAAGCAAUGUGUUUCCUUUCAAGUUGGUUCACAUUAGCAAGAAGCACCGGACGUGGUUUUUUUCUGCUUCUUCUGAAGAUGAAAGAAAGAACUGGAUGCUGUCCCUGAGGAGGGAAAUAGAUCACUACCAUGAGAAGAAAGAAACCGUCACAGAGUUCAGUGAUUCUGGUUCUGAUGCAGACAGUUUCUAUGGCUCGGUAGAACGUCCCAUUGAUAUCAAGUAUUCUCACCACUCAGCGGAUAAUGAAGAUUAUGACCAGGAGGAAGAGGAUGAAUCUUACUUGCAACCAGAUACUCCUGACCUAGAUAUCCUGGUCCUGCCGCCGGCCUACCCCCCUCCGCCCGUUCCGCACGUGAGGAAAGCCGCCUUCGCAGAAUCCAGGGCCCUCUCCUUCCUCGGCAAACCGGCCGGGCCUUUGCCCCCGCCGCCUCCUAAAAGAAGCCUCCCUGAUAUCAAAGCAGAGGAUCUCUUAAAUGUGAGAGAACACCAGAUCCACUGCCGCGCUGACGCCAACCUGAAGAGCCAGCAACCAAACUGGAGAGUGAGCGACCAGCCGCCUCCCGUGCCCCCUCUGCCGCUCUUCAAGAAGCCUGUCUGCAACAAGGAGCUGUGCUCGGUGCCCUCAGAGCCUCUCCCCCAAGUUCUCACUACCCCGGAAGGAUGCGAGAAGCUGAAGAACUUAAACCUUUCGCCUCGAACGCCUCCUCUGCUCCCAGGCAGCAAACCCAAGCUGCCCCAGGUCCCCGAGAAGCCGGCAGACACCAGAGUGCCAAAAGAACACGGCAAACCCGGGCUGUUCGUCCCACCAGUGCUUCCCAAGCCCCCCGUGCCGGGCCACCAGCCCCCUGGGCCAGGAUUCAAGCCUAGACCGGAGAAGUCUUUGUGUCCCCAGCUACAGAGAUCGCCACCAGAUGGGCAGAGUUUCAGAAGCUUCUCAUUUGAAAAACCAGCACUACCUGCCAAGCCAAACAAACCUGCUGAUGAUUCGGAUGAAGAGUAUGAAAAAGUUGAGCUGCCGAAUUCAGUAUUUUUUAAUACUUCUGAAUCCUUUGAAGUUGAAAGGGCAUUUAAAGCUCAUAGCCCAAGAGGACAACCACAAAAUGGAUUAUACUGUAUUAGGAACUCAUCUACAAAGCCUGGAAAGGUUUUGGUUGUGUGGGAUGAAUCCGCAGAAAAAGUGCGAAACUACAGAAUCUUUGAAAAGGAUUGCAAGUUCUACCUGGAUGCAGAGAUCAUGUUUUUGAACAUGGGGAGUUUGGUUGAAUACUACAGCACUCAUGUCUUGCCUAGUCACGAGUGCCUAAUUCUCCGGUGUCCUUACGGGUACUCGAAGCCGAGAUGACGU